Nymphalis io (European peacock) is the source of this 3796-nucleotide messenger RNA. RefSeq lists its product as uncharacterized. Gene Ontology annotation, molecular function: RNA binding; RNA helicase activity; ATP binding. The record is from RefSeq and is a predicted model, not a curated record. Gene Ontology annotation, cellular component: cytoplasm; ribonucleoprotein complex; nucleus. The transcript is spliced from 11 exons. Bases 208 to 2250 code for a protein of 680 amino acids. Lineage: Eukaryota; Metazoa; Arthropoda; Insecta; Lepidoptera; Nymphalidae.
UAAACCUAAAAGUUAAAACAAAACAUGGCGGCUUUCCAACGCUUUGUGAUUGUAAAUUAAAGAAAAAGAUAGCCUUGCCGAAAAAAAUAUAUUUACAGCUUCAAAUCCUGUAUAAGUGGAAGAGUUUAGGUAAAGAUUAGAAAAUAAGUGAAAGAGCGAUAGUUGUGUGUUAGCGAAGUAUUAAUUUAUAUUUAUCAAACAAUAAACAUGUACGACGAUAGACGUGGUGGUCGUGGUGGACGUGGAGGAUCUCGAGGUCGCGGCAUGAGUCGAGGAGGCGUAAGUUCUCGGGGCGGGAGGUCUAGUGAGAGAUCCCAGGAGAGGGUGACUCGAUUCAGCGGAGGUAGUCGAGGACGAGAUUUCGGCAGAGGUGGUGGAAGAGGAGGUAGCCGUGGUGGGCGCGACAGUCGUGAUGAUUUUCGUGGAAAAUUCAAAAAUGAUCAACCGGGAGGUGGCCUCCGUAAAAUUCGCUGGGACAAUGUCCAACUCACUCCCUUCCAAAAGAACUUUUAUGUACCACAUGCAAAUGUUCAAAAACGCUCAUUGGCUGAUGUGGAGGCCUAUCGUAGUCAACACCAGAUAACAGUUAAAGGGCGCGACGUUCCUGCGCCUAGCAUAUAUUUUGAAGAAGGAGGUUUCCCUGACUAUGCUAUGAAAGAAAUUCUUAAACAAGGGUUUCCUAAUCCAACACCAAUUCAAGCCCAAGGUUGGCCAAUUGCUUUAUCUGGCCGAGACAUGGUUGGAAUUGCUCAAACAGGAUCUGGAAAGACAUUGGCUUACAUUUUGCCGGCAAUUGUGCAUAUAAUCAAUCAACCUAGACUUCUGAGAGAUGAAGGUCCAAUAGUUCUUGUAUUGGCACCAACGAGAGAAUUGGCGCAGCAGAUUCAACAGGCUCUGCUUUCAAUGAACGGGAUAACUGCAGAUGUAGAAGGAAAUCCAAACAACAUGGAAAUAGUAGCUCAGGAGUUUGGUCAGAGUGUACAAGUACGGAACACAUGCAUCUUUGGUGGAGCACCGAAGGGACCCCAGGGGAGGACGCUUGAGAGGGGUGUAGAGAUUGUCAUCGCAACACCGGGAAGACUGAUUGAUUUCUUGGAGAAAGAUACAACUAAUCUUCGUCGCUGUACUUAUUUAGUGUUGGACGAAGCAGAUAGAAUGUUGGAUAUGGGCUUUGAACCACAGAUAAGAAAGAUUAUUGAACAAAUCAGGCCUGAUAGACAGGUGUUGAUGUGGUCUGCAACUUGGCCGAAGGAGGUUCAGAUGCUGGCUGAAGAGUUUCUUCACGACUACAUACAGAUAAACAUUGGUUCGUUAUCACUCUCGGCCAACCACAACAUCCUGCAGAUUGUUGAUGUUUGCGAGGAGUGGGAGAAAAAUGAAAAACUCUUGACUCUAUUAACGGAGAUAUCUUCAGAGGAAGAAACCAAGACAAUCAUCUUUGCAGAGACUAAGAGAAAGGUGGACGAGAUCACGAAGACCAUCAACCGCUCGGGCUGGCGCGCGCUGGCCAUCCACGGCGACAAGAACCAGCAGGACCGCGACUACGUGCUGCAGCAGUUCCGCCACGCGCGCUCCUCCAUCCUCGUGGCCACCGACGUCGCCGCGCGCGGACUGGACGUGGAGGACGUGAAGUUCGUGAUAAACUACGACUAUCCGAAUAAUUCGGAGGACUACGUGCAUCGCAUCGGGCGGACGGGACGCUCGCACAACACGGGCACGGCGUACACGCUGUUCACACCGAACAACUCCGCGAAGGCAAAGGACCUGCUCUCGGUGCUGCAAGAAGCCAAUCAAGUGGUCAACCCUAAGCUGUUGGAGUUAGCUCAAUGUGGAAUGGGAUUCAAGGGGAAAUAUUGUCGCGGCCGGUUCCGCGAGCGGGACGACAGCGGGGAGCGCGGGCGGGGGCGCGGGCGCGGCCGGUACUCGGGCGACAGAGGGUCAAGAUGGGACAGCUCUAACGGCCAGAGCGGCUUCCAGGGUUCCAGUAAUUCGGGUUUUAGCCGAGACAACAGUUACAACAGCCGAUCUAAUUUUGGCAGUAGGGAGGGUGGUGGCUUCAAUAGAGACAGAGAGGGUGGGGGUAGUUUUAGAGGCCGCGGUGGCAGAGGCGGGAGGGGAAGUAGAGGUGGACAAUAUGGUGGUUCAGGAUACGGGCAAAGUCAAUCGGGAUUCAAUCAAUCUAACCAAGGAUUCGAUUCAGCUCCAAACAGCUAUUAUAAUAUGUACUCACAACCACCACCCUCUAACUAAAAUAUAAAAGUAACAGUAUUUACUUUAUUUAGUAGAAUCAGGACCUUUAGGGGAAACGUUUUUCUUACUAUAAUUUCCUGCCUCGUUUUCUCAUACUUGACAUGCAAUAGUUUGAAUUGUCAAUUUGUAUUCUGAUUCUAAAAUGUUUUUUAUUUUAUUGAUGUAGUUAAAAUGGUAAGAUAGUUUUGUCUAGUAAGAAUUCUAAUGACGAAUUAAACAUAUUUAUAAAAUAUAGAUAAAAACAGAUAGAUAAUAUUGUGUGUUUAUGUACGAAACUGUCUAAUAUCUGAAUGUAACCUGAAAGUUGCUACAGUGACACGUAAAUAACUCUGCAAUAUGAAAUUAAUUUUAACAUUUUUUUCUCAUCUUUUCAAGAGCUCAUAUUCAAGUAAAGUAACUCUAUGAUGAUACUGUUGACUGAAAUAGUUACUAGAAUAUAUAAUAUACAAUAAAAUGUAGCCCAGGGAGAUAAAUAUGUAAUCUGUAUGUAGAGCAGAAAAUUGUGAAUUGUUGAUGCUUAGAAAAUAUAUAACAAGAUUAAAACGAGUUUUUAUUUAAUUAGAGAAAAUUUUAAUCAAUUAAAAAAAAAUACUUUGACUGUUUAAGUUCUCAACAGCAUUGUCAGUGAAAUUGACUCCUCAAAAAUCUUUUAAAAUGUCAAAUUGAGAGUAAUUAAUCAUAUAUAAUUAGACCAACUUGUAUAUAUAUGAUACUAUUAAAAUCUAAAAUUCUAAAUCACUGAAAUAAUAUAUUUCAAGGAUGACUUAUUGUUAUAACAAUUUAGGGCAUCUCGCUCAUAUUCAAUGUUAAAAUCUAAAGAAAUUGGCUGUGCAAGUGUGGGAUUAUUGUGAAGAAUUGAUUUGAACUUGUUUUUAUUCCGAGGCCAUUUACAUGCUACUUGUGAAUAGUUAGUAACGUGGUCAGUCGUUUUUGUAACUAUUCUAAAGUAUAAAGUGUAAAAAUGUCACAUGAAUAUAGAUUCUUGAUACAACCUAGAAGCUGGUUAAUUUUUUUUAUAAUUAUCAAACAAUUGAAGCAUUUAUACUUAUCACUGAACUUUAAGGAAACCAUUUAUGGCCUGUCUUUUAGGCGUAGUAUUAUUUUAGAUGAAUUUCUCUGUCUCAUCAGUAAUGUGAUAUUUGAAAGAAGACAAAGCAGUGUUCUAUAUAACAUUUGUUAUUAAAAAAGUUUGAGUAGAGUUAUUUUACGUAAUGUACAACUUCAGUAGGGAUAUUUCAUAGCAAUUAAUAGAUAUUACAACUUGUUAGCUCCGUUGGUAAAAUGUACUUUUAACACCAUUUUAAUGUUCACAUUAUGACUAUACAAUGAAUAAAAAUGUGCUUAUUGCUGGACAAAAAGGCUCUAUAAAUUAUACUAUACAGAAAUGUUCUAAAAACAUCCAUAUAUUAUUAAAUAGUCAUUUAAAGAAAUUAUAUUCAUAAAGUGAACAGGAAAUUGUUAGAAUGUAACAUUCCUUUUUGAACUGCAAUAUUGUAACAUGUGCAACUCACCAAAUAAAUAAUGUCUUAAAUAAUUUCCUUUUUUU